Molecule: messenger RNA, 905 nt
Organism: Bicyclus anynana (squinting bush brown)
Lineage: Eukaryota; Metazoa; Arthropoda; Insecta; Lepidoptera; Nymphalidae
Product: tRNA (guanine-N(7)-)-methyltransferase
Exons: 6
Coding region: 123-851 (242 amino acids)
Biological process (GO): RNA (guanine-N7)-methylation; tRNA methylation
Cellular component (GO): tRNA methyltransferase complex
Molecular function (GO): tRNA (guanine(46)-N7)-methyltransferase activity
Source: RefSeq, a predicted model, not a curated record
CAAGUGACAGAUCUAUUUUUUGGGGUUAGCGCGUGCGAUGUGUUUACAUUUUGUAUUUUCGAUGAUAAUUAUUUCAAUUAAUUUAAACUGAUACAUGAAACUUAAAUCAAUAAUAUAUUCCUAUGUGCUCUAUCAUGACUCUGCCGCAGAAAAAAUAUUAUAGACAACGUGCACAUUCAAAUCCAAUUGCUGAUCAUUGCUUUGAAUACCCUGCUCAUCCAGAUGACUAUGAUUGGUCGAAUUUAUAUCCCAUAAUAAGAACAGAAAAACCUUUAGGAAGAGUAGAAUUUCUAGAUGUUGGCUGUGGAUAUGGCGGGCUUCUAGUGACUCUAUCACCAAUGUUCCCAGACAAUCUAAUGCUAGGACUGGAAAUUCGUGUUAAGGUGUCUGAUUAUGUAAAUGAUAGGAUUCUAGCACUAAGGACACAAAAUGCAGAUCAAUAUAACAAUAUAGCUGUACUGAGAACAAAUGCUAUGAAAUAUUUACCAAACUUUUUCUAUAAGGGCCAGCUAAAAAAAAUGUUUUUUCUAUAUCCAGACCCUCAUUUUAAAAAAGCUAAGCAUAAAUGGAGGAUUAUCAAUAAGUGGCUUCUAUCUGAAUAUGCAUAUGUAUUAGCGGAGCAUGGUAUUGUAUAUACAAUAACAGAUGUAAAAGAUUUGCACGAUUGGAUGGUUACCCACUUUGAAGAGCAUCCAUUAUUUGAAAGAAUUUCUGAAGAAGAUUUAAAAAAUGACAUGAUUGUUGAAAAGCUAUAUGAAAGUACAGAAGAGGGUCAAAAGGUUACUAGGAAUAAUGGUGAUAAAUUUCUCGCAGUGUUCAGAAGGAUACCUGAUACAUUUAUAGGAAAUUAAAAAUAAUAUUGUUAAUAUUAAUUGAAUUAUGGUAAAUAAAAAUGAUAAUAUUUA